Molecule: messenger RNA, 3783 nt
Organism: Trichoderma atroviride IMI 206040
Lineage: Eukaryota; Fungi; Ascomycota; Sordariomycetes; Hypocreales; Hypocreaceae
Biological process (GO): protein import into nucleus
Cellular component (GO): cytoplasm; nucleus
Molecular function (GO): nuclear import signal receptor activity; small GTPase binding
Source: RefSeq, a predicted model, not a curated record
CCUUUACUUUCUCUCUUUGCUCGCCGACUCCGCCUUAGGAACCUCCCCCGCGCCUACGCCCUUAUUUUUUUUCCCUUCUCCCCCCUUGGUGCAAACACGUGUAGCUGCACCCAACAUCGACACGGCGUUUCCCACCAGCAUCAGCAGCGCCCUUUUGGUCGACGCAUGAGAGGACGCUUUACAGACCGCAAUCAUGUCGGGCUCAGAGAUUAAUACGGUGCUCGCACACUCGCUAUCUGCAGAUGCGAACCUGCGAAACUCCGCCGAACAGCAACUCACUCAGGCAGCGGAGAGUAACUUCCCGCUGUAUCUCGCUACACUCGUUCAAGAACUCGCGAAUGACCAAGCACAGGGCUCCAUCCGAGCCGCGGCUGGUAUUGCCCUCAAGAACGCCUUCACAGCCAGGGACUUCGCUCGGCAACAGGAGCUGCAGUCAAAAUGGCUGCAGCAGACGGACGAAGAGACCAAGAACCGCGUAAAGCAGCUGACACUGCAGACCCUGUCCUCGAGCAACACUCAGGCUGGUACUGCCGCCGCUCAGGUCAUCUCUUCAAUCGCUGCCAUUGAGCUGCCCCGCGGCCAGUGGACCGAUCUACUGUCCUUCCUCGUGAAGAACGUCAGCGAGGGCGCCGAUCACCAGAAGCAGUCUUCUCUCACCACCAUUGGCUACAUCUGCGAAAGCCAAGACCCAGAGCUGCGACUGGCUCUCGUUGCCCACUCAAACGCCAUCUUGACAGCCGUCGUUCAGGGCGCCCGAAAGGAGGAGACCAAUAACGAAGUCCGGCUCGCCGCCAUCACCGCCCUCGGCGAUUCCCUCGAGUUUGUUGCCAAUAACUUCAAGCAUGAGGGCGAGCGAAACUACAUCAUGCAGGUCGUUUGCGAGGCCACCCAGGCCGAGGAUUCGAGGAUCCAGCAGGGAGCUUUCGGCUGCCUCAACCGCAUCAUGGGUCUCUACUACGAGAACAUGCGCUUCUACAUGGAAAAGGCCCUCUUUGGACUGACCAUUCUCGGGAUGAAAUCCGAGGAUGAGGAUGUUGCCAAGCUGGCUGUCGAGUUCUGGAGCACCGUCUGCGAGGAGGAAGUUUCCAUUGAGGACGACAACUCGCAGGUCGAAAACGCCGACCAGAUGCGCCCCUUCUACAACUUUGCACGUGUCGCGGCCAACGAGGUCGUUCCCGUACUUUUGACGCUUUUGACCAAGCAGGACGAGGACGCUACGGACGACGAGUACAACUUGUCCCGCGCCGCCUACCAGUGCCUGCAACUCUAUUCUCAAGCUGUCAACUCUACCAUCAUCGGACCCGUUUUGGCCUUUGUUGAGGCAAACCUCAGGUCUGAUGACUGGCACAACCGAGACGCUGCCGUCUCUGCUUUUGGCGCCAUCAUGGAGGGCCCCGAUGAGAAGGUCUUGGAACCCAUCGUCAAGCAGGCUCUUCCUGUUCUGAUCACCAUGAUGGACGACCAGUCCCUUCAAGUCAAGGACUCCACCGCUUAUGCUCUUGGCCGUGUCACUGAGGCUUGCUCGGAGGCUAUUGAUGCCCAGCAGCAUCUUCCCACCCUCAUUGCCUCUCUCUUCAAGGGCCUCAUCAGCAACGCCAAGAUGGCUCCGUCAUGCUGCUGGGCCCUGAUGAACCUUGCUGAGCGCUUUGCCGGCGACUUUGGCGCCGCCUCUAACCCAAUCACUCCUCAUUUCAACCAGGCCGUCAGCUCACUCCUCGAUGUCACUGCCCGCCAAGAUACCGAGACAUCUGUCCGAACCGCUGCCUACGAGGUCUUGAAUGUCUUUGUUCAAAAUGCCGCCUCUGAGAGCUUGUCAGCUAUUGCAUCGCUAUCCGAUGUCAUCAUCAAGCGCCUAGAGGAGACCAUUCCUCUGCAGUCUCAGGUUGUCAGCGUUGAGGACAAGCUGACCUUGGAAGAGAUGCAGAACAGCUUGUGCACUGUUCUCCAGGCCAUCAUCUCCCGCCUCGACAAGGAAAUUUCUCCUCAGGGCGACCGCAUCAUGCAAGUCCUCCUUCAGAUCCUCAGCACCAUUGGAGGAAAGUCAAGCGUCCCAGAGGCCAUCUUUGCUACCAUCAGCGCCCUUUCAACCACAAUGGAAGAGGACUUCAUCAAGUACAUGGAGGCUUUCGUUCCAUUCUUGUACAAUGCACUUGGAAACCAAGACGAACCCAGCCUUUGCUCGAUGGCUAUUGGCCUCGUUAGCGACAUUACGCGAUCCAUGGGCGAGCGCAGCCAGCCUUUUUGCGACAACUUUAUGAACUACCUUCUCAACAACCUAAGAAGCACCACCCUUGCCAACCAGUUCAAGCCUGCUAUUCUGCAGUGCUUUGGAGAUAUUGCUGGUGCUAUCGGAGGCCACUUUGAGACCUAUCUCUCUGUUGUCGCUCAAGUCUUGGAGCAAGCAUCCACAGUCACCGCCACCCCCGAGGGCCCUGACGAGAUGUUUUACUACGUCAUUUCAUUGCGAGAAGGUAUCAUGGAUGCAUGGGGUGGCAUUAUCGGUGCCAUGAAGUCUAGCGGAAAGACCCAAGUUCUCCACCAAUACGUCACAUCCAUCUUCCAGCUUCUCAAUCUUAUCGGUGGUGAUGCCAACCGCAGCGAGUCACUCAUGAGGGCAGCUAUGGGUGUCAUCGGUGACCUAGCUGAUGCGUAUCCCAACGGAGAGCUUAUUGACGCCUUCCGACAGGGCUGGUUGACCACCAUGAUCAAGGAGACCAAGACCAACCGCGACUUCCAGCCCCGCACAAUAGAGACUGCUCGAUGGGCUCGCGAACAGGUCAAGCGCCAGCUUGGCGGCUCACAGGGCGUCAUUGCUCAGUCUUGAGCUGGGGCCUCUGUUUUUGGGCGAUGAGCCUCUAAUAACGACAAAGCCACAGCUGUUCCGUGCGUCACAGUAGCCGACGACUCAGAUCAAGAGCAACUCGUUGCGGCCUCCUACCGCACUCACACCUACACCCACCAUUCCACACUUCCCCAGUUCAGCACAGCACAUCAGAUCAGCAGCACGAUCCCCAUGACCACUUCAUAUGUAUAUAGACCCUAUGACACUACAGUAAUCCAAUACCCACUUUCACGAAAAUCUUCUCUACACACAUUACACAAUAUUCCUCUUUUUGUUGAGUGGUUACAGUUUCCAUAUCUACAAUUUUCCAUAUGUCCCCCUUUCAACCCAUUUUUAAUUGUUUUUUUUUCUUAACCCCUAGUCGUAACGAUGGAAUAGAGAAGUCAUGUAUGCCCCGUGUGCAUCGAAAAGAGCAGCGGUGGCUAACCAAAAAGUCAUGUAGAAAGGGAAAGGGAGUACAAAGGAGGCCGGCUAUUCAUCGUUUUGUUCUUUCCGAUUUCUUUACCCCCAGUAACAAUGGCAGAAGUUAUAGCCCUCUUCGGUUCAGUUUCUGUAUUGGUGUUAAAGUCGUCGCGCAUUUCAUCCAUCGGAUGCCCGUUCGAGUGGACGAGGCUUUGCAUUUAGGAAUGGCUCUUGUGAUUGGUUUUUUCUCGCAGGAGCGGCAACCGGCACGGUAGUGGCUGAUGGAAUAUCAGGACAAUAAGGAGCGUGUCGGGGGAAUUGUUUGUUUUGUAGCUCGACUCUCACCCUCGACUGGUGAGACGAAGCAAAGAUGGAGAACGGAAAGGGAUUAAAAUCCAUAUCAGACAGGUUCAGGGGAAUGACUUUAGAACUAGAGAAUCAAGUGAUCUCGUUCCAUGUACGAUGGUCUUGAGCUAUCCAGCCAUCGUUAGAUAGUGGCAUCAGAAACUGCAAAUGGAAUUUUUGGUUGACCCCCCCUA